Molecule: messenger RNA, 999 nt
Organism: Talaromyces amestolkiae
Lineage: Eukaryota; Fungi; Ascomycota; Eurotiomycetes; Eurotiales; Trichocomaceae
Exons: 1
Coding region: 1-999 (332 amino acids)
Biological process (GO): transmembrane transport
Molecular function (GO): transmembrane transporter activity
Source: RefSeq, a predicted model, not a curated record
AUGCUAGGCCUGCUAAUGGCGCGGUUGCUCUCCGGUAUCAUCGCCAACUAUUCCUCCUGGCGAAACGUAUACUGGAUGUCCCUGGCACUUCAAUACGGCAUCCUGAUCUUACUCUGGAUCUGGAUGCCAGACUACCCACAAUCAAACAAGAAUAUCAGCUAUUUCCGGAUCUUGUGGAGUAUUUUGGAGCUGCUCGUCAAACAUCCCGUGCUCGUGCAAGCGUCCAUCAUUGCGUUCCUGAAUUCGUCGUGUUUCACUUCCUUCUGGACGACGCUUACGUUCUUGUUGUCGGGGGAUCCUUAUAAUUACUCGACUGUGAUUAUUGGUCUUUUUGCGCUCUGCGGCAUGGGACCUUUGUUUUUCGGCCCCUUAUUCGCGAACCGCUUCAUCGAUAGGUUCCCAAUUCAUGUUUCGGUGCUUGUCGGAAUCUGUACAGCGCUUGCAGGGAUUGUUGUGGGCACUUAUACCGGCAAACGCACCGUAGCAGGCCCCAUCAUUCAGGCUAUCCUAUUCGACUUUGGUUCCCAAAUCAUGCAAAUCGCCAAUCGGACUGCCAUCUAUGGCGUUGCUCCCAAGGCUGCUAGUCGUGUGAAUACGGCAUUUAUGGUGUUUUCGUUUUGUGGCCAGUUGACGGGGACGGCGGCAGGGAAUAAGUUGUAUGCGCAAGGAGGGUGGAUCAGGUCGGGCAGUGCGAGUGUUGGGUUUAUGGGUGCUGCGAUUGUGGUUUUGUUGUUAAGGGGGCCGAAGGAAACGAGAUGGUUUGGAUGGAGAGGCGGGUUGGGGCCGAACAGGAAGGAUAUCGUGGCGGGGACGAAUGGGAAUGAUGAGGAGAAGCAGCAGCCGAGAAAAGAGCAAAUUGCGCAGAGCGAUUCGGAGAAGACUGUUGUUGAUAAUGAGAGUGGGCAAGGUCGGAUUUCUGAAGUGCAAAGUCAGAGAAAGAAUGAUCAAAUGGACAUCAGCGAGGAAAUUAACGGUGAAAGAAUGGAGGCGAAGAUCUAG